GACCAUUCACUCGAUUAUGUCGUCACGGCUUUCUCUUUAUACUGACUGCCAAGUCCCAUUUGACGUUUCAAUCAAUCUCCUCAUUCAGCCUUUUGACGCGGAGAUGUCUUGCCCAUUGGGUGAAACCGAUUCGCAAAUUUCCUACAGGGCCGAAAAGGCAACACCAUGCAUACGGAAGCCGCGUUGGUGUUUACCGAUGACGUAUGGGCUCCUACCGAUGAGAGAUAUGGCUAACGUCAGUUAACGAGGAGAAUAUGUUAUAUUAGACGUCGAAGUCAAGGAAUUGCUGCAGGAUAUAAGCGGGUGACAAGACAGGGACAACAUGUUGGAGUCCUAUGUCACACCGCUCCUGAUGAGCUAUGUGAACAAGUAUAUCAAGAAUCUGAAGCCGUCUGAUCUGCAGCUGUCUCUUUGGGGUGGAGAUGUGGUGCUCAGCAAGUUGGACCUGAAAUUGGAUGUGCUUGAGCAGGAGCUGAAGCUUCCUUUCACAUUCCUGAGUGGUCAUAUCCAUGAGCUGCGUAUCCAUGUGCCCUGGACCAAGUUGGGCUCGGAGCCUGUUGUCAUCACCAUUAACACAAUGGAGUGCAUUCUCAAACUGAAGGAUGGAGCACAGGAUGACCACGAGAGUGGCUCCAGCUCCACCAGUCGCAGUGUCUCUGACAGCUCCAAGGCUGUGGCCAAGCCCCGCCGCCUCCAGCAGGCUGCCCCCAGUGACCCCGACCUGCCCCCAGGGUAUGUGCAGAGCCUGAUCAGACGUGUGGUGAACAACGUGAAUAUUGUAGUGAACAACCUGAUCCUGAAAUAUGUGGAGGAUGACAUUGUGCUGUCGGUGAACAUUACCUCAGCAGAGUGUUACACUGUGGACGAUAUAUGGGAGAGGGCCUUCAUGGACAUCACUGCCCCAGAGCUGGUCCUCAGGAAAGUCAUCAACUUUGCUGACUGCACGGUGUGCUUGGACAAGCGGAAUGCCAGUGGCAAGAUUGAGUUUUACCAGGACCCACUGCUGUACAAAUGCUCCUUCAGAACACGUCUCCAUUUUACCUACGACAACAUUAAUUCAAAGAUUCCAUCCGUCAUCAAAAUCCAAACGAUGGUUGAGAGCCUGAAGUUGUCCAUUACUGAUCAGCAGCUGCCCAUGUUUAUCCGCAUUUUAGAACUGAUUAUUUCUCUCUACUACGGGGAAAUUGGAGGACACAAAGAGGGCGAGGGAGAGGACGGCAGUGGCAACGUAAGCGAGACUGUAGCAAUAUUACCCGGGAUGGAUGUGGAUAUGGAAAGCCAAAAGACCGGCCAGUACUCAAGUCCGGAUCUCUACACUCCGUCUGGCAGUCCUGACGAGAACGACCAGGGUUGGGUGUCCUGGGCUUGGUCCUUUGUCCCAGCCAUUGUAGGCGAAGAUGAAAGUGAGGAAGGCUUCUACCUGCAAAGAGAGACAAGAGGCAUCUACAACAACCCCCAACAACACGCACCCAAAGACCCUAUUAUUUCCAUUGGCUUCUACUGCACCAAAGCUUCUGUGACCUUCAAGCUGACCGAAACCCAGUCGGAGAGCAGCUACUACAGCCCUCAGAAAGUCAAGUCCAGAGAGGUCCUGUGUCUGGAGCAAGAGGGAAUCACCAUUGAGGUUCUGAUGAUGGGGGAGCCCUUCUUUAAUUGUCAGAUUGGCUUUGUGGGCUGCCGCGCGCUCUGCCUGAAGGGCAUCAUGGGAGUAAGGGAUUUUGAAGACAACAUGAACCGACGAGAAGAGGAUGCAGUGUUCUUCAGCUGUGGUGAAAGCCUGAGCAGUAAAGGAAUGACCUACCUUACCAACUCCCUCUUUGACUACCGCAGUCCAGAGAACAACGGAGUCAGGGCUGAGUUCAUUCUUGAUGCCACUAAUCACAAGGAGACCUACACGGAGAUAACGGGCUUGCAGCGCUUUGGUGCUUUCUACAUGGAUUAUCUCUUCACAAUGGAGAACAGCAGUGGCAAGGGCUCCCAGGACUCCUCGGUAGUGAAUAUGGAGGAGGUUGUACCCACUGUUCAAGAGACAUCCAUAAAGAGGCUGGUUGUGGGACCACUGGACGUUAGGCUUCACAGCAGCGCUGUCCAUCGCAUCCUCAAGAUGGUCACCUGUGCCAUGGACCACGAGUAUGAACCCUACUGCAAGCCAGGGGAAGAAAUGGUGGAUGAAAGCCAUGGUCCAGCUACUCCAGAAGAUAUAUCCACCCUAGAGGAAUUCAUCCCAACCAGACUCAUGAGUCUCACUCUGCUCAAAGUCUCAAUAACCAUCUCCAUGGCUGAGUUCAACCUCCUUCACACACUGAUGCCUAUUAUCAUGGGGCAGAAGACAGCACUGGGCUCGGUCAACUUACCAGUGUUUCAGCCGGUGCGCCCUUUACCUUCAUUCCAAUUCCAAGUGGAAAGGGUGAAUGUUGAACACUCGGUGCCCAUGUAUGCCCCAGAGCUGGUCAGCACUGUCGUCAGUCUCAGCCAGCCCUCCGACAACUUACUACAUCACUGCUAUGCACACCUCUGCCUCAAGGUGUUUGGGUUCCAAGCAGACUUGACAUGCCAGGACAAUAAAGGAGGUUUCCUCCCUCUCAUCUCCAUCAUCCCUUCCUUCAGCACUGCACUUUAUGGGAAACUAAUCCAGAUGCCUGCAUACUGGAGUAAAAGGUCUUCAGUCCCAACUGCAGAGUGCAUUUUUGAGCUCCCGCACUUUACUGUACAGGCAACAAGGGCCCAGACGCUCAUGCUCCAAGCGAUCUGUGAGAGCUGGACCCACAGUGUUGCAAACGGAGUCCCAUUAACACUCAGCGAAAACCUGCUCAAUGAGGUGUAUAAAAUAUCAGGUGUGAAGUCUCCAGGCCUGUCACCGACUCUCGAGGGCUCGGUCCAAAACAUGGAGCUGAAGUUUUGCAGCCGCGCAACAGUGAAAUGCGCCUCGGGAACCGUGGGAGCUAUAAAAGUGUGUGCCAGGAUCCCAGGUUCAGGACAGGGGGUUAAGGAGAAGCUGGUUCCUCUGAUUCAGGGCCCAUCUGACACCAAAGAACUCUACAUGAGCCGCUGGCUUAAUGAGAUUCGCAAGCCUGAAUCUUUGCUUGCCCCUGACCUGCUGGCAUUUUCUGUUCAAAUACCUCAGCAAGGAGAUGACUGCAGAAACUCAGGUGCAGUCCUGCUGGUCAGUGUCCAGGGCAUUGCUAUGAAUGUCGACCCAGUCUUCUGCACAUGGCUGUUGUACCAACCUCACAGAGGAAGCAGCAGGCAACAACAACAGGUACCCGAUCCUCUUCAUGGUGUGGUGUCAUUGCAGACUUCAGUUCCUCUGGCCAAGAGGAGAGAGGACGAGAUGUCGGUGGGGAGCACACCGCUGGCCAGACAGCCGUCCAAUCAGGCAUCAGACUACGCCAGCAGCCCAGUCAAAACCAAGACAGUGACAGAAUCGCGUCCCCUGUCCAUCCCAAUGAAGGUGAUGCCUGACACUACAGCAGCCGAGGCAUGGACGGCCUCAGAGGAGAGAAUGAAGGAGCUAAUUGCCCAUGCCUGGGAUGCUGUGAAACGCCUCACUCUACAGCUGGAGCUUCAGUCGUGCUGCGUGUUCCUGCCUAAUGACAGCCUGGCCUCCCCGAGCACCAUCAUCUCUGGUGACAUUCCCGGCACCGUCCGUAGCUGGUACCACAACCAAGCCUCCAUGCCCGGGACCCUUGUAGUGUGCCUUCCCCAAAUCACUGUCCUUAGCGCCGGGCACAAGCACAUGGAACCCCUGCAGGAGCUUCCCUUUGUGGUCUCCAAACCCAUCUUGGAUGAAGGCGACGCUUUCCCAUGGACAGUAAGCCUGAGUCAGUUCAGCGUGUACACAUUGCUGGGACAGCAGCGAAGCCUAAGCCUGUUGGAACCUAUGGGCUGUACCUCCACUCUGGCCAUCACAUCCCAUAAGCUGCAGAGCUGUUCCGAAGGAAGAAACUCCUUUGUUGUUUGCCUCCAUGUUGAUCUGCAGCCCAUCCACGUCAAGUGCUCCAACCCGCAGGUUCAGCUUCUGUAUGAGCUCCUUCUCAGCUGGAGCUCUACGUGGGCUCGUCUCCAGAAGCAUGGCAUCUUGCGUCAGACCUCCAACAUUCCAGAACCUGCUACUGCUGCUUUGUCCUCUCCAGUGCGCAGCAGUGCCGGCACGGCCAUACCAGACACCAGCACAUGUAGCCCCUCUGCAGACUUUGGCUCCCCCACUGAGGGUGACUCGGUGCCUGCAGGAGAUGACACUCAGUUUGCGGACACCAUAACUCUGGAGCAGAAAACCAGCAGCAUUGGUGGCACCAGCGGUAAAGUCAGCCUUUGGAUGCAGUGGAUGCUACCUAAGGUCACGGUGAAACUGUUUGCUCCUGAAACAACCACCAAAAACACAGAAAUCUGUGUCAUCGGUGAACUGGAAGACCUGAGCGCCUCAGUAGAUGUCCAGGAUGUUUACACAAAGAUCAAAUGUAAAGUUGUCAGCUUCAACAUCGACCACUACAGAUGCAGUAAGGAGGAGGGUGUACGGAGCUCGGGCGGCUGUGGAGGAGUGGUCCUCUCUUGCACUGACAAGCUGAACAGACGCACUGUGUUGGUUCGACCGGUCAGCAAGCAAGACACUUUUAGCCACUUCUCUGGCUUUUUCCCCCCUACGGCAGCAAAGGUCCUGGAGGGAUCUCACCAGCAGCACGGCUUCCUUUCGAUCACCUACACUCAGGCGGUCACCAAAAAUGUCCGUCACAAACUCACCACCCGUCCUGAGCGACCGACACGCAGCGGGGCUGCAACUGCCAGUCAGCGCUUUACCGCCGAUCCUUUGGCAGACAACUCACCUCAGUACCUGAGAGAAAUCCUGCUGACAGCCCAGCCCUUUGAUGUGGUGCUCUCGUGUCCCUUAUUGUCCACUAUCGCAGGAGUGUUUCAGGCUACAGUGCCAAGACGCUACAAAGAGCGUGGCAAAUCAGGUGGUCAACCAAUGAGAAGCCACACGUUGACAUCUCGAUGUUUGCCACUUAUCUACAUCAACUCCAGUGUGAUCAGGGUCUUCUUCCCUGGGGUACAAGAAAAGGAAACAACACCAGGCCAAGUAGAUCCCCAUGUGAAAAAAGAGGACACCGUGGUACUGAAGCUGGGUUCCCUCAGUAUGGCCCCUCAGGCUGAUAACCCUCUAACCCGCACUGUGCUGCGAAAAGACAUCUACCAACGUGCAUUGAACCUGGGCAUCCUGCGUGACCCGGGCUCAGAAGUGGAGGACCGUCAGUAUCAGAUCGAUCUACAGUCCAUCAACAUUGGAACAGCUCAGUGGAAGCAACUUAAGCCAGAAAAGGAGGGAAACAAAGGAGGAGUGUCAGCGGAGAGUGAGAGGAGCUCCCAAAACCCGGCCCUGGAGUGGAACAUGGCCAGCAGCAUCAGAAGGCACCAGGAGCGAAGGGCAAUCCUGACACCUAUCCUGACUGACUUCUCUGUUCGGGUUACUGCUGCGCCAGCCAUCAUCUUCAGCAAGAACCUGUCUCUUGACUGUGGGCAACCAGAGGAGGUGGUGGUGUGUGGCCACUCUCUGGAGGUAAACGUGACCAGCAGUCUGGAUUUCUACCUGAGUAUUGCCCAGGUGCAGCUCCUUCAGCAGCUUCUCAGAGACAACAUGGUGUGGAUGGACACUCCGGAGAAAAGUGCUGAGGUACAUCAGUGUCAGCAGAAGCGUGGCAGUCGUGAUGUAGUGGCAGGCGGCGACUCCUCGUCUCGUCACAGCGGGACUGGGCAGGACAGCGGCUUCGGCAGUGACAGCACUCGCAUUCGCAUCAUCCAAAUAGAGCAGCAGAGUGGUGCCAGCCACCACUGCAUCGCCAGACCAUCCCACAAGUCCACCAUCACCAAGAACCUAAGCUUCAUCCCUUUCGACAUCUUUCUCACCGCUAGCCGGCUGUCCGUAAUGACCUAUGCUUGUGCCAGUCCCCCAAAGGCUCUCCAGUCAUUGUCAGAAACCCCCAGCACACCAGAGAAGAAGGAGCAAGGGGAGAAGAUCGGAAAAGAUUCCCUUUCCCAGCCGGAGAUCCUCUCUGAGAUUUCUCCAGCCUCACCCUCCCUGAAUCCAGACCCCGUUCCAACCGCGCAGAGUUCCCUCGCAGGCCUGACAGCUGAAGACAUCCUCAACAGCAACACCUCCCAGCCAGCCUCCUCACUGCCAAGGACUACCCUCCUCUCCCUGGACGGCCUACCAACUCCCAGCCGGUCCUCGGCCCGCCAAGCACUGGGCGUGACCAUAGUGAGGCAGCCGGGCAGAAGAGGGGCUGGAGACCAAGUGCUGGAACCCCUCCUGUACCUCCAAGUGAUGCAACCUUUUGCUCUGCUCAGCUGCCAUCACCGGAAGCAGAGGAUGGAGCUGUCAGUGUUUGACGUGUCUCUAAAAGGAGUGCCUUCAGACUACAAGUGUCUAGACCCAGGAAAGACUCUGCCUGAGUCGCUGGACUACAAUGUGUUUUGGCUGCAGACAGUAGCAGGAGAGGUGGAUAAUAAAACAGGCAUCCCUCCCCCUCUGCUCUGCCUCAAUAUCAAAGAUUUCCUCAACGGACCAGCUGAGCUGAAUGUGGAGCUGUCGCGUCCUCUGAAAAUCAGCCCUACACUGGCAAAGCUUGAGCAGUCAAAAGCCUACCUAGAGAAAGUCCUACAAAACCACACAUGGGAUUUCUCGAGUAAAACAUCGACUGCUGCCUCCAGCCCUCGUUCCUCCCCAAUGAAGACGCCUCCCAGGGCCUAUCCCUCUCGUCCUGACUCGCAGCAUCAGGCCUCUGCCCUGGACAAAGCCAGCAGCAUCAGAGCCCUGGCCCUUUUCUUCCACAGGGUCUCUCUUCACACUGCCCAGAUUGUGGUUGUCAUGGAGACAGAGGCCCAUCCAGUAAGGCCUAGUGUGACAGUGUCGGUGUCGGCAAUGACAGGAAGUCUGGAUAUGAAGUCAGGACCUAGGAUGGAAGAUGCAAUCCAGGCUGCAUCUGUGCAGCUGGAGCUUCAAGAUCUGCUAGUGAGAACAGGGCUGAAGGAUCGGAGCCGUCUUCUGCUGGGACCGUUCUCCUGCAGCACUUCCCUGGAGGCUCAGUGGUGUCGGCACAGUGGCAGCCCUGGACCUGAGCCCGGCCUCCCAAAACUACUGCUGAACCUAAAGGGAGGCCUGCUGCAGGUCUUCUGGGGCCAGGAACAUCUGAACUGCUUGAAGCUGGUUGAGGAGCACCUACAGAUGUACCUAAACCUCCAGAGAGGGGACUCAGAUGAUAGCUGCAGCAAAAGCAAGGCCUACAACACCCAUCCACCUGCCUCUUCUGCCCCUCCCACUCCUCAGACAGAGCACAGCUCAGACGAUCUGCGUACAGGGCAUUUUCAAUACAUCCAGGACUCAGCUUCCCAGAGACUUCCAGGACCCCAUGAGGUGGUGUUCUACAGUGAGACAGAGGAUUGCCCAGGGGUGAUGUUGUGGAGGUACCCUGAACCUCGAGUCCUUACCUUUGUCAGAAUCACUCCGGUCCCCUUCAACACUACAGAGGACCCUGAGAUCAGCACUGCCGACCUGGGGGAUGUCCUGCAGGUGCCAUGCAGCCUAGAGUACUGGGAUGACCUCCAGCAGGCCUUUGUGCCAUACCGGGAGUUCAGACUUUCAGAGAGCAGUGCAUGCCAGCUACAGCUGCCGAGCCUCAGUCUCACUGACCAGCAGAAGGAGCUGGUGGCCUCGGACUUGUGGAGGAUAGUUCUCAACAAUAAUGGAGAGGGAGGAGAUGAACAAAGUUCUGACAGUGACUGUGGAUCCCAGUUGCCAUGCGAUCAGUUGGUAUCCCCUGUGGCGUUGGCAGCCUGCACACGUGUGGACUCCUGCUUUGCAUCCUGGUUCGUGCCCUCCCUGGGUGUAUCUGUACAACUAGCACAGCUGGAUGUUCACCUCUGCCACCACCUGGAACAGCUGGGCACAGUUCCAUCUAGACAGCUUCGUCCCUUCCUGCCAGACAGGAAGUUACCGCAGGAUCAAGAGUUCAUGGUGAUUGGUGCUCGGGAGCCACGUGUUUUCCUUCGCCAGUGGGGCAAUGGACCUCGUCACUGUCAGGAAUUCAAUUUUUCCACACAGCUAGACUGCAAGUUGCUGGAGUACCGGAACCUGACCCACCAACAGCUCUUCCAGCCAUGUGUUGUACAGGGCCAGGCUGCAGCCACUUGCUGCCCCAAGAAUGCCACAUUGGAUGUGAAUGUAUUUUUGGAUCCAGUUUCACUCAACGUCAGCCAGUAUACCAUCCACACUGUGGACACCGCCCUGCAGAGCUGGCAACAGAAUGGGAACCCAGAGGCUGAGGAGCUCGUCUACAGCCACUUUGUAAUCUGUAACGACACCAAUGAGACGCUGCGCUUCGGCCAGGUGGACACAGAUGAGAACGUGCUGCUGGCCAGCCUCCACAGUCACCAGUACAGCUGGAGAUCACACAAGUCUCCUCAGCUGCUGCACAUCUGCAUUGAAGGAUGGGGAAACUGGCGAUGGUCAGAGGCCUUCAGCGUGGACAACAUAGGGACUCUGCUGAGGACCAUUCAGUACAAAGGACGCACCGCCUCUCUCAUCAUCAAGGUGGUGCAGCUCAAUGGUGUCCAGAAACAGGUUAUAAUAUGUGGGCGCCAGGUGAUGUGCAGCUACCUGACUCAGGACAUUGAGCUGCGGGUGGUGCAGCACUAUGUGGGGCCUGACAAUCAGACGGUGGUGAGGGAACAUUGUGACUGCCUGGAGGCAGGGGCAAAGUUGCCUUCCUAUGUGCUGGAGGACGCUGAGAUGACAGAGCUAUGUGUGAGGGCACAGGGAGAUGAAGACUGGUCCCAAGAUGUUCAGCUGGAAAGGAGGGACAAGGGCAGCAGCCGCUCCGUUGUGCAGUUGCCUUGCUCCAGUGGUUCUUUGCUGUACGUGUGGUGUACUCUUAUCACCAUUGAACCCGACUCUCUGAUGCAGCAGAGAUUGGUGGUUUUCAGUCCGCUGUUCGUCAUGCGGAGCCAUUUGCCCGAUCCAGUAAUUGUCCACAUCGAGAAGAGGAGUCUAGGUCUGAGAGAGAGCCAGCUGAUAACUGGACAGGGCCACCAGGAGCCCCUGUUAAACACUGAGGCAGACCUUACCCACCACCUCACCUUCCAGGCCAGGGAGGACGAAGAUGCUUCCCAUUGUGCCGUGCCAAUCUCCACCAGCCUAAUCAAACAGAUUGUGAACAAGACUGGAAACGACGACAACCUCGAACACAUCCUGGCUGACUUCUAUGGGCCAAAGAUCCCCAGUGAGCCACCAUGGCCCUACAUCUCCAAGGACUCUGAAAAGCCAGUGCUGGAGCCCCUCGCCCAGUCGGACAGUCCCAUGCAGGUCAAGUUGUCCUGCUGGAAGGCUGGCCUGAACACUCUGCUGGUAGAAUUGCUGCCCUGGUCCCUGCUGGCCAACCACUCUCACUGGGACCUGUGGCUUUUUGAAGGAGAAACCAUUGUUUUACAAAUACCAGCCGGCAAGGUCAUUGUACCACCAAACUUCAAGGAAGCCUUCCAGAUUGGUAUCUAUUGGGCCCACACGAACACCGUCCACAAGUCUACAGCACUGAAAUUGGUCCAUGACAUGACUUCUCCUCGAUGGAAGGAGGGAUCCGGUUCGGAGGUGGUCACUCUGGACGAGGAGGGAUAUGUAGAGGCUGAGAUCACACUUGGAGCUUUCCCUGGCAAACAAAAGCUGUGUCAGUUCUGUGUGUCAUCUGUGGUGAGACACGGCAUCCAGAUCCUGCAGAUAGAGGACAAAACGAUACUCAUCAACAACACUCCCUACAUGAUACAGUACAGGCCUCUGAUGGCUCACCAUGCAUUGGGGACUGAUGACAAGGCCUGUGAGAUACCAGAGACAGCAGUGUUCAGCCUCGCUCCCUCUGAAGAGUCAUCUCCGGCAAUACCCUGCUCCGUGCCAUGUUGGGACCUUCUCCAAACCAACGUCCAGGGAACGGUGGAGUUUCCUCUGCCUCUCAGACACAUGCUCUUCAGCUUGUUUCCCAGGCCCGAUGUUGGAGUUGGAUCUGCAGAAUGGAGCCUCCCCGCUCCGAUUCGACCGGACUUUGUAAGGCAGAGUUUGUCUGUUCCUGGGGAACCAAACUCUGGGGGUGGCCUGAGCAGCAGAGGCAUCAUUCUGACUUAUCAGGAGCACCUUGGGGUAACAUACAUUACCCUGAACGAUGACCCCUCUCCUCGAAUGCUGAUCCACAACAAGUGUCCUAUCCCGCUGCUUCUCAAAGAAAAUCUAAAAGACACUCCGAGGACUGAGGUGUUCUGCUGUCCUCUGCCAGCUAAUUGCUCCUUGCAACACGAGCUUUACUACCAAUCUUCCAGUUUCCCAGAGUGCAGACCGAAAGAGUUGCUGCCCUCACUGCUGUUGAAAACCAACUCCGACCACGGCUCUACAGACUGGACUGACCCCAUAGAUAUAAACAGCCCUGGCACCCAGGUUGUGUUCCUGCCAGGUUUUGGAUGUCUCUACAUAGACGUGGAGUAUAAGAAAGGCACUCUGGUUCUCUCUCUGGCACCAGAGGGCAGCGUGGAUGCUGUAAUCAACCAGCACAGCAGGUCAACAAACCUGUCCUUUAGAGUCCUCCUGAAGGAAGCCAGUGUGGUGCUUAGUGAUGACAUCACCAGCUCCUCCAGUUCAGUGGAGCUGCUGAGGCUAACACUGACCAAGCUGCUCCUCAGCAUGGCUCCAGCACCCCCCUCCCUGCCCUUAGAGCUGGGAGUUGACUCUGGAACCGGCACGGUACCCAUCUCCACCCUGAUGCCUGACGGCUCUUUGAUCGAGGUCUACUGUUCCAGUCUGCAGGUGGACAACCAGCUGUAUAACCGAGCUAGUUUUCACUUCCCCGUGCUGCUGUGCCAGGAUCAGAGAGGGGGCGCUGAGUCUGGAGGUCCAUGGAGCAGCGACGUCAACCCAACCGGGUCUCCUGAAGCCCUGGAGGAGUUUAAACGCUCAUGUUUCUUCAAGCUGAGGAUAUCUCUUUCAGCAGACAGAUGCACCUUGGAGGAGGUCACCCUCCAGCUUCAACCCGCCAGAGUCUACCUUGAAGACACUUUUGUGUACUACAUUAAAACCCUGUUCCACACCUACAUCCCCGACAGCGCCAUGAGAUCAGCCACAGUAAAGACCCAAAGGAGUGAAGAUCCUGGAUCAGCCCCCAUCCUCCCUGAACAGGUGCUUCAGUCGGUGCAUGCAUUGGUCCACACUGUAAGGCUGCAGAGGCUGACCAUCCAGCCCGUCAACCUGUUGGUCAGCAUCCAUGCUUCACUGAAGCUGUACAUCGCUUCAGACCACACUCCUCUCUCCUUCUCCCUGUUUGAGAGGGGGCUGAUUUGCACCACGGCCAGGCAACUAGUCCACGCCUUGGCUAUGCACUAUGCGGCUGGAGCCCUAUUCAGAGCUGGUUGGGUGGUGGGAUCUUUGGAGAUCCUGGGCAGUCCUGCCAGCUUGGUGCGGAGCAUCGGUAACGGCGUGUCAGACUUCUUCCGGCUGCCGUAUGAGGGUCUCACCCGAGGGCCUGGAGCCUUCGUCAGCGGGGUGUCGAGAGGAACCACCUCCUUCGUCAAACAUAUCUCUAAAGGAACACUGACUUCAAUCACCAAUCUAGCAACAAGCCUGGCAAGGAACAUGGACCGCCUUUCCCUAGAUGAGGAGCAUUACACGAGGCAGGAGGAGUGGAGACGCCAGCUACCAGAGAGCCUCGGGGACGGACUGAGGCAGGGGCUGUCGAGACUUGGCAUUAGCCUGUUAGGAGCAAUAGCAGGCAUCGUGGACCAGCCCAUGCAGAACUUCCAAAGGAACUGGGAGCUGCAGAGCUCAGCUGGUAGUCAGGCCAAAGGGGUCAUCUCGGGAGUUGGGAAAGGUAUUGUGGGAGUUUUUACCAAGCCCAUCGGAGGAGCAGCUGAACUGGUGUCCCAGACUGGAUAUGGGAUCCUUCAUGGCGCAGGACUGUGGCAGCUUCCUAAACAACAGUUCCUGCCCACAGAGGAGAAGUCUGCUCAUGCCCCAAACAGCCACCUUAAAUAUGUGUGGAAGAUGCUUCAGUCCCUUGGACGCCCGGAGCUCCACAUGGCCUUGGAGGUGACCAUUGUUAGUGGGUCAGGUCAGCAGCAUGGAGGCUGCCUGCUCCUUACCUCCGAGGUGCUGUUUGUGGUGAGCCUCAGUGAGGAUACGCAGCAGCAGGCCUUCCCCAUCACAGAGGUGGAGUGUCAGCAGGACCCAGGACAGCAGGGCCAGCUCACCCUCACCUUACAGCAGCAGACAGUGGUCAGCGAUACAGAGGGUGAUGGCGCUCGUGAACGUCUGUCAGAGCAGCAGUAUCGCCGGCUGGUGGAUUACGUGAUGCGCUCCUCCCAGUUUCUUUCCCCCUCUACGUCCUCUCUCCAGCUGCAGCCCUCUGUGACACUCGCCAACCCCCCGCCUUCUGUCACCAAGUCUUACCACUACCUGGUGGAUCCUGCCUUCUCCAAGGUGUUUGUCAGCAAAUUCACCAUGGUUAAGAAUAAAGCCUUACGUAUGGGAUUCCACUAACACAAACAAAAAAACACACAAAGAUUUUGUUCUAUUUAACAAAAAGCCUUAAAAAAAAUCUCCAGAUACACCUUAUUGUUGCGCUGAAGGAAGAAUACCUACUUAUGCAAAAUAUCUGUUCAAGAAAAUAAGAUUUAUAUUAUGAGAAUAAGUCCAUGUAGAGAAUUCUUAGAAAUUGUUUAUGAAAUUUAUAUUUUUUUAAGGUUACAACAAAUUCAUAAUGACAGAAAAUUUCAGUGGGAUUAUCAUCCGUUUUAAUGAUAGACACGCAUUUAGUUCAGGGAUUGUAGUAAACACUAAAGUGUACCUUUAAAUCAAAGUUCAGUCAGUGUGAAACCUCUUUAGUGUUGCUUACAGAAACACAGUGCUCAGCUAAAGAAACUCUAAAAUCUGUUACAUUUCAAGCAAAUUAGCCUGUUAUAGUUCAAUCUGCAGGAUAAGCUCUUAGUGUUUACAUUCUCCUAUUAGUGACUGUGCCAAUGUGAAGUGCAAUAUUAUAUACAAGUUGAUGGACACCAGAGAUACGAGCUGUCAACCAAAAUGUUUUUACAGAUGAUGUAACAUACUUGUUUAACAAUCACACUGUGCUUUGUAAGCCAACCCCUUGUGAUGAUGAAACCAUGUUGUUUGCCUUCAAUAUUGUUGUAGUAUUGAGCUCUAUGUUAGAUUGAAGUCUAAUCAAUUGAAUGUACGUUAAUGGAUAAUAUAUAAAUGAAGAAACAUUUUAAUAAAAACAUUUUAAAACUA
This is a messenger RNA of Labrus mixtus (cuckoo wrasse), 13303 nucleotides long. RefSeq names its product intermembrane lipid transfer protein VPS13B-like. The transcript has 68 exons. NCBI's taxonomy places the organism in Eukaryota, Metazoa, Chordata, Actinopteri, Labriformes, Labridae. The coding region runs from base 323 to 12556 and encodes 4077 amino acids. The record is from RefSeq and is a predicted model, not a curated record.